Molecule: messenger RNA, 921 nt
Organism: Brassica oleracea var. oleracea
Lineage: Eukaryota; Viridiplantae; Streptophyta; Magnoliopsida; Brassicales; Brassicaceae
Product: heterogeneous nuclear ribonucleoprotein A/B
Exons: 8
Molecular function (GO): RNA binding
Source: RefSeq, a predicted model, not a curated record
AUGUUAUUGAACCAGGAAGAGAUGAGACCGCCUGCCAAAAAGGCGACGAGGAUCUUUGUUGCUUGAAUCCCUCCGUCAGUCUCUGAAUCUGAUUUUCGAAGGCAUUUUCAGAGGUAUGGUGAAAUCUCUGUCUUAUACAUGCCGAAGGACCACAAGUGGAAGCAACACUGAGAAAUUGGGUUUAUCACAUUCGCUACUUCUGAUUCAGUGGAGGAUCUGAUGGAAGACACUCAUGAACUGGGAGGUACAACGGUUGCCGUUGAUCGAGCAUCACCAAAGGAAGAUGCUCCUCCUCCUAGGCCACGAGCAGCAGCUACGAUGCCACCCCCACCCGUGGCCGUUGAAGGUGGUUAUGGAGCUUACGAUGCUUACAUUACUGCAGCCACAAGAUACACAGCUCUCGGUGCUCCUACUCUGUAUGACAAUGCAGCAUCUGAUGUUAGGAGACCGGAACCAACGAGGGGGAGAGGGAAUAAGAUCUUUAUCGGACGGCUUCCUCAAGAAGCAACCGUUGAUGAUCUUCGCGACUAUUUUGGGAGGUUUGGCCGUAUUCAAGACGCCUACAUUCCAAAGGACCCAAAGAGAAGUGGACAUAGAGGUUUCGGGUUCGUUACCUUUGCUGAAAACGGUGUUGCGGAUCGUGUUUCCCGUAGAUCUCAUGAAAUCUGUGGACAAGAGGUAGCAAUAGAUUCAGCAACAACACUUGAUGAAGCUGGACCAAGCGCAGGUGGAAGUUCAAUAUUAAGCUCUUCUUCUCGUCCUGAAUAUUUUGGUCGAAUGUAUGGAGGCAUGAGCUUGGACGAUUUGGGAUAUGGAAUGCCGAGCGCAAGACAAUCAAGAUCAGACUGGAGGUACCAGACCAUAUUAAUAAUGCACCUUACAGACAUUAUCAUUGAGCCUUUGGCUUUGUCAGCUGUAUGA